Messenger RNA from Diaporthe citri, 1527 nucleotides. RefSeq lists its product as uncharacterized. The coding region runs from base 1 to 1527 and encodes 508 amino acids. Lineage: Eukaryota; Fungi; Ascomycota; Sordariomycetes; Diaporthales; Diaporthaceae. Gene Ontology annotation, molecular function: FAD binding. The transcript has 4 exons. The record is from RefSeq and is a predicted model, not a curated record.
AUGCAGACUUUCCUGCGGCUUGCAAGCACUGUUCCUCUGCUUGCUGGGUCUGCGCUUCCGGCAGGACCUUACGGCAAAUCCUAUGAUUGUUGCCGAACCCUCGACGAAGCUGGUAUACAGUCUAUCUUGUCCCCAAGUGACCCUAUUUACCUCGAGCGUGUCCAAUCUUACUGGUCGGUCACUUCUCAACUCAAACCCGCUUGCUUCGUGCAACCAGAGAACACACAAGAGGUAUCCACGGUGAUCAGCACGCUUGUCGAGAAGACAGACUGUAAAUUUGCGGUGAGAAGCGGUGGACACUCGUCCAAUGCUGGGUUCAACAACAUCGAAGAUGGUGUUACAAUCGACUUAGGCCUGCUCAAUGGCAUCUCAUAUGACUCGACCAGCAAAGUCGCGUCCCUCGGCCCGGGUUCGAGAUGGAUUGACGUUUACAAGACGCUCGACGCCAUGGAUGCAAGCAUACAAGGAGGCGGCAUCGGUUCGGUCGGCGUCGGAGGUCUUCUCCUCGGCGGCGGACUCUCUCCCUAUCUAUACAAGCGCGGUCUUGCCACCGACGACAUUCUAAAGAUGGAAAUUGUCACGGCCAACGGGAAGAUUUUGGAAGCCAGCGCUCAUCAGAACCAAGAUAUUUACCAGGUGCUGAAAGGCGGAGGGAGCGGCUUUGGUGUUGUUACCCGUUUCGACAUGAGGACUUUCGACAGGGUUCCAAUAUGGGAGUGCUAUCGGGAAUACCCUGCGAGUGCAUCUGUCGAUGAUUCACACAUCGUUGCACUAAAGCGCUGGACUGACAACAAAGAUGCGUACGAAACGGGGUCCGCGUUUAUCUGGUGGACCUACCGCCCGGCCGAGAACCGAACCAUUUUAAUCUCCGCGUUGUCUGAUACAGCUGGUCAGAUUGAGCCGGCUUUUCUGAAGGAGUUCCUCGACAUACCUGGCUAUAGCGUCUCAAACGUCGGUCUUACCAACAUGUCCACUUCAGCCCUAGCCACCCAGGCAGCUAAUUAUAGCGUAUUUAGUAAUAUUUGGUUCACACUCACUUUCAAGAAUGAUGAGCGCGUCAUCAGAAAGGCCGUCGAGAUGCACCAUGGACUCGUAGAAUACAUGAAGCAGAACUCGCCCGAUGGAAACUUCGAGACGCAGUGUUAUUUUCAACCAUUCCCAUCAGUCAUCGGUAUACGCGGUGUAGCAAAAGGAGGCAAUAUCCUCGGUGUUGACAAAUUGGAAGAUAACGCCAUCGUUCUGCUUGGAUCGCUUGCUGUCGACGGGGCCGACCAAGAAGCUGUGGGCCGGAAGAAGAUACUUGAAUGGAAGGCUGCCCUGGAAGAGUACAGCAUGAGUGUUGGGGCAUUCGUGGCUUAUCGAUACUCCAACUAUGCUGAUGCUUCACAAGAUGUUCUAGGCAGCUAUGGCCAGCAGAACGUUCGGAAGAUGAUCAUGGUAUCAGAAAAGUACGACCCAAGUGGUGUAUUCCAAACGAGGAUGCCAGGCGGACUCAAGCUGCCCUUGCGACCCGGGGCUUUGCAAUAA